CCCCUUCUCUUUGCAUCCAUCCAUUAGAUCUUUGAGUAAGUUGAUCUCUUUCUCUAUCCUAUUCAUCCAUCCAUGAACAACAACGAUACACAAACCUUUGAUACAAAAAAACAGAAAAAAAAUCGAGUUGACCAACAUGGACCAAAUGGAAUAGAUGAUGACAGCAGACAUGUUAACUCUUUUUUUUUUUAGUUUAAAAUGGUCACUCCUGCUGUCAAGCACACCAUCGUCAAGAAGCGCACUGCUAACUUCAAGCGUCACCAAUCUAACCGCUUCAUGCGUGUCGGUGAAUCUUGGAGAAAGCCUAAGGGUAUCGAUUGUAACAUGCGUAGACGUUUCAAGGGUCAAGCUCCUAUGCCCAAGAUUGGUUACGGUUCCGCCAAGAAGACUCGUAACUUGUUGCCCAACGGUUUCCGCAAGUUCGUUGUCUCCAACGUCCGUGAACUCAACUUGUUGUUGAUGCACAACCGUACUUACGCUGCCGAAAUUGCCCACAACGUUUCUUCCAAGAAGCGUGUUGCUCUUUUGGAACGUGCUGCUCAAUUGAACGUCAAGGUCAUCAAUGCUGGUGCUCGUCUCAGAUCUCAAGAAUAAAGUGCUUUGUUGUUGUUUUUUAUUUUUAUUAUUAAAGUGCAUACAGGACAUUGAAAUCCAGAAUAGUUCUGUAGUCGUCGCCAACAUACAGAUGGGAAGUAAAAUAGAUAGGAGCCAUCAACAAUACUUGAUGUGUGGUAUACCAUAGGAUAUAGACAUGUUUCGUCUAAUGUGUGUUGCAUGCGUGCUUUCAAUCAUAGUUUACACCAAAGUCAAUUAUUCUCGACAUGACUUUGACUUUUGAAUCGAAUACAGUCCGGACAAUGUUGUCAGUAAAUCGAUCUAGUUCGAGUACUCGGUUAUUUAUCAUGCCUCUUUCGAUCACUUGAAGAAAAUAG
Molecule: messenger RNA, 932 nt
Organism: Gilbertella persicaria
Lineage: Eukaryota; Fungi; Mucoromycota; Mucoromycetes; Mucorales; Choanephoraceae
Product: 50S ribosomal protein L32
Exons: 2
Coding region: 199-594 (131 amino acids)
Biological process (GO): translation
Cellular component (GO): cytosolic large ribosomal subunit; ribosome
Molecular function (GO): structural constituent of ribosome
Source: RefSeq, a predicted model, not a curated record